This is a messenger RNA of Sugiyamaella lignohabitans, 1494 nucleotides long. It is a transcript of the gene CTS1, whose product is annotated as Cts1p. The transcript has a single exon. Gene Ontology annotation, molecular function: chitin binding; chitinase activity. Bases 1 to 1494 code for a protein of 497 amino acids. Lineage: Eukaryota; Fungi; Ascomycota; Dipodascomycetes; Dipodascales; Trichomonascaceae. The record is from RefSeq and is a predicted model, not a curated record. Gene Ontology annotation, biological process: carbohydrate metabolic process; chitin catabolic process. Gene Ontology annotation, cellular component: extracellular region.
AUGAUGUUCAUGAAAUCUUUUAUUGCAUUAGCUGUGGCUAUCUCAGGCGUCCGUGCUGCCUUUGACAUUAAUAGCAAGAACAAUCUUGUUAUGUACUGGGGCCAAUCUUCUGCUGGUUCAGAACAGUCACUUGGUGACUAUUGUGCCCAAACUGCCGGUGACAUUUAUGUCUUGUCGUUCCUCUAUGAGUUUGGGUCUGGGACUCCUUCUUUAAACAUUGACUCUUGUAGUGAGACCUUUCCUGGUAGCACUCUUCUCCACUGUCCCAAUAUUGGGGCUGAUAUUAAAUCUUGCCAGCAGGCUGGUAAGAAGGUUUUGUUGUCUCUUGGUGGUGCUGUUGGACAAUACGGUUUCUCUUCCGAUAGUGAAGCUCAAACUUUUGCUGGCACCUUGUGGGAUUUGUUUGGCGGUGGUUCUUCUGAUACUCGUCCUUUUGAUGAUGCUGUCGUUGACGGAUUUGACCUUGAUAUUGAAAACGACUCGUCUACUGGAUAUGUUGCACUUGUUAAUCAACUUCGUCAAUACUUUAGCGGUGCUAGUAAAGAUUAUUACAUCUCCACUGCUCCUCAAUGCCCCUAUCCCGAUGCCAAUGUUGGUGAUGUUUUGGCCAAUGCUGAUAUUGAUUUUGCCUUCAUCCAGUUCUACAAUAACUACUGUUCCAUUGGUCCAAACUUCAACUUUGACACUUGGCAAAACUUUGCUUCUAACACUUCCCCAAAUAAGAACAUCAAGCUAUUCUUGGGACUUCCCGGAUCAACUAGUGCUGCUGGUUCAGGUUAUGAGCAGCCUGACGCUGUGGCCUCGGCUGUAGCCAGUAUCUCCACUGAUUCUAAUUUCGCUGGUAUCAUGCUGUGGGAUGCUUCUCAGGGAUUUACAAAUCAGGUGAAUGGCGUUUCAUAUGCGCAAGCCAUGCAAAACAUUCUUGACGGCCAGAGUGGUGGUAACAGUGGUGCAUCAGUAAGUUCUCCUGUCUUGCAAACAUCUACCAGUUCAGUUUCCAUCCCAACCUCUUCUGUCGCUGCCCCACUGUCAUCUUCUCAGCCUGUUGUUACAGCUUCUCCUUCAACUUUCUCAAUUGCAGUCAACUCUGGAUUGGAUUCGGAUCCUACUGGACUGACCCUUGUGGCUAUUCCAGAAUCAACUACAACUACUGUUGCCACCACCACCGAGAGUAUCACCAGUGUAGUUGGCCAUGUUACCUUUACUAAGCAGGUCCAGCCUAUCAAAUCAGUUAACCCUGCUCCUCCUUCCACUGAAGUUGCAGCUGCUGCUCCUUCAGCUACAGGCUCUGCUUCUGCUGGUGGCCCUUGUACUGGAAACGAGACCACCUGCAUUGACGGAAAAUAUUCUGUCUGCAAUUUCAACCAGUGGGUUACAUUUGAUUGUCCUGCUGGAACAGUUUGCCUUGUGUCUGGCGGCGCAAGUUGCGGAUUCCCACCUUCAAAGAGAGAUGAAACCUUUGUAGUCCGUCGACACAAACAUCAUGCUCAUUAA